AUGCCGGAUUACAUAUCGCGUUGGAAGGGCGAGCACUUGGCAAGUAGCAAGGCUUACAAGGCUUGCGAUCUGCGGGACGGAAAUCCUUGUCCACCUUGCCUAGAAGCCAUAGAGCUCGAAAAGGAAGUAGAGGCAGCAAGACAAGCCCUUAACAAUUUACUGGAGAAGAAAAACGACAUGCUCAUCAAUAUUAACCGUUAUCAUGAUCCAUUAUGUUCUCGACUUCCACCCGAGAUUACUUCGAAGAUCUUUGAAUGUUACAGGGACUUAUUGGAAGAUGAAAGGGAAAACACGUCCACAGUAUACCGUCGACGGGAGCCAUUAAUCCUCCGACUCGGAGCAGUCUGCAAAGCAUGGCGGGAUAUAGCGUGGUCUUCUCCAUUUGUCUGGAAUCAUCUACGGAUCUAUCCGACCAAAAGUGCAACUCAACUUUACAAUGACGGAGUCGAACAGUGGCUAAAGCGAGCGGGAGGCUUACCGCUUUUCUUGUCGAUCAAAUUGAACGAAUUCAGAACGAAACAUCCAAUUAAUGAUCGACUUAUGGCAAUCAUUAAUCGCUAUUCCCAUCAGUGGAGGGAAUUCUCUCUUGAGUGCCAUCCUGACCACCUGGUUAUGUUCUCCGGAAAUUCCAACGGAGCGCCUCUUUUAUCCCGACUGUCUAUUGAUUUAUGUGUUACCAAUCCACCACCGACUGCGCAGUUUUGUCUGCCAUCUAUGGAACCUCGACCAAUUUAUGUAAAGCUGUCGAGUGUUAGCCUCACACGACUGGUUAUGAAAUGGGAUAAUGUGACACAUGUACAUUUCUCUAGCAUCGCAUUACACGAGCUUCGUACGCCUUUUCAACAAGCCACAAGGUUAAUCAAAUGCUAUUUGGGAUCAACAGGUCGAGUGGACCAAGCUUCACUAGAAUCCAGAAUUUCGUCAGCUUCCCGUCAAAGCCGCAUUACAUCUCCGCUAAAGUCACUUUUCCUACAACACUAUUCAGGGCAAGAGGUCCUGCUCCUCUUUCAGAUGUUCUCGUUUCCAAAGUUAUCGAUUCUUGAACUCGUUGCUAUCCGAAAGGUUGACAUAAACUCGCUCUUCUCAACGCUGAAUCCUACAUCCAUUCAUCUGAAACAACUUACGCUGAACUUGUUAAAUUCUACAGUUCAAACACAGAUUCUCCUUGGUGCACUUCAGAGAUUUCCCUCGUUGGAGAAUUUAACCUUGAAUUCAAAGACUCCCAAGGACUUGCUGCACACCAUCGGUAACAAUUUUGUUGCCAACAAAUCUGGAGAUUUCUACCCCACGAUUCUUCCCAACCUCAAAGACUUUACUCUUCAUAUAACCAGCGAGUGGGAUAUUGACCUUUGGCGCCUCAUUCCACGCAUUUUUGGACCCUGGACUGAAGGCGAUAAUAGUUCCAACAGAUCAAAUCUCAAACGGGUAUCAAUUAUCAGCUCUGAUAACCAGCCUCAAAUCUGUGUAGAGAAAGAUGUUUUGGAACGACUACUUGAACUUGGUCGAUCAAGGUUUCAUUUGACAGCAUGGAAAUACGGCGAUUUAAUCGAGGCGUCAAUAAUUUAUCAUGGUCUAUAA
Molecule: messenger RNA, 1578 nt
Organism: Psilocybe cubensis
Lineage: Eukaryota; Fungi; Basidiomycota; Agaricomycetes; Agaricales; Agrocybaceae
Exons: 1
Coding region: 1-1578 (525 amino acids)
Molecular function (GO): protein binding
Source: RefSeq, a predicted model, not a curated record